Stegodyphus dumicola is the source of this 6100-nucleotide messenger RNA. RefSeq lists its product as uncharacterized. Gene Ontology annotation, cellular component: cytoplasmic stress granule; cytosol. NCBI's taxonomy places the organism in Eukaryota, Metazoa, Arthropoda, Arachnida, Araneae, Eresidae. Gene Ontology annotation, molecular function: RNA binding. Gene Ontology annotation, biological process: positive regulation of translation. The record is from RefSeq and is a predicted model, not a curated record.
UUGGAACAUGUGCCCGACGCGGCGUGGCGGUAUUUAACUAGCACGAGGUUUCUUAUUAAAAUCGUGUCGUUUCUGCCUGUGUGGUGAGUUUAAUUCUGUUAUUUGUUGUUCUCUAAAAGUACGUUGAGUACUUACUAUUUUAUUCAUAUACUGUUGUGAGAAAUUUAAUACUUGUACUAUGCAGUCGAAUCAGACCGACAGUAUUGUAGACAGCUCUCUCGCCGAAUGGCCGACAUUACAUGAUGUAUGCAAUAAUAGUAAGCAACCUCUUCAGAAUGGAUGCUCUGCAAAAAGUAAUCGAAAUGAGCAAAGCAGAACUGUGUCUCCGAUUGAUAAGAGCGAAGGUGAUGAUAUCACACAGGAAAACGAAAAUUCGACACAACAACGCAAUUGCCGGGGGGCCAAGAAAAAAGGCAGUAAGCUUAAAUGGAAACCCGUACCUUUAGAAACACCCCCUUAUAAAAAUCGUUAUCAUCGCGGCGGAAGACAAGGAUCUGAAGCUUCUCGUAAUGGUUUAACUAAUUCAAAUAAAAACGAAAGUAAUGAAAUACCAAAUGGUUACGAAAGCACCAGAGGCAACACGCGAGGUCGUUACAGAGGCAAGAAAGGUAGAGGCUAUCCACCAAAUAGUCGGCAUCAGCGUCGAGAAGGAACUGCUAAAGAUAAUGAAACUGAAAACAAUGGGGAACAAGCUGUGCAGCCAUCUGAUGCUGAAUAUUACCCCCAGGAGUUUUUUGAUCCUUAUUUAAGUGGUGAUUAUUAUAAAUCUGCUACUCGUCGCAGUUUUAUUAAAAAGGCUAUUCGUAGUCAAAUAGAAUAUUAUUUUAGUGAAGAAAAUCUUGUAAAGGAUGUUUUUGUGAGACGUAACAUGGACGCUCAAGGCUAUGUGCUUCUGGAAUUAGUUGCAACAUUUCGCAGAGUGCAGAAUAUGUCAGCUGAUUUAGAUACUAUCGUGGAAGCUGUUAGUGAAAGUGAUAAACUGGAAGUUCUUGAUGGCAUAAAGGUUCGCCCAGUGAUAGAUCCUUUAAGGUGGCCACUUUUAGAGGAGGACUUAACUUCUGACAAAAGUCAUCUGUUGCUGGAUCCUCUUGAGUAUCGACUUUUAGAACAAGAUGUGUGGUGCGAUGAAAGUCAUACAAUGAUUAGUCCUUCGGAAUGGCCAGCUGUUGAGCAUGAUUUACGGUCACAUACUCUUCGACCUGAUGUCCCUGACUUUGUACCUGGUCAACCGUACAUGUGUACUGUGAUAAAUGAUUUACAAAAUAUGCACUUUUAUUCACAAGAUGAUGACCAACACAUGUCAAAUGGUAUAACAAAUUCUGCAGAUAACCACUUUGAUGGUAUGAUUCAAAACACACCUGUUGAAGCUGCAAGUUAAAAGUGUUUUAUUCCUUGUCAUAUUUGCCAGGUAUUGCUCAGCCUGGUACAUAACUUGUUAUGAUGCCUUAAGACUUUCAGGAUUAAUAGACAUUACUGACAUUACUUGAGUUAUUUUGAUGCAUGCAUAACUUGUGACAAUUUCAUCAUUAUGAUCAUUUAUUGCAUGCAUUUUUGUGAUAAUGCAAUUGUUUUACUUAUUUCAGUCUGAUAGAAAUCUUAUUUGCCAAAUUAAUGAUUCCGUUGAUAACUAAGAAGGGGGGAAAACUUUGCGUACAAAAUAUUUGUUAUAUGAUGUUUUUAAGAUUGCAUUAGUAUUCUUAUGCUUAUUUCAAUGUAAGCACUGAUUUCUGCCAGCUUUAAUUUGAAAAUCAACUGAUAUGUUGUUGGUAUGUUAUCCAUUCAUGCAGUAUGAAGAAAUGCUCUUGUUAAGAGCAUUAUAAUAUUUUGCAUCAUUUUUGAGUUUGUAAAUCAUUUAAAUGCGAGGGUUCUCUGAUAUACGUAUUAUAUAGUUUUUAGUUAUCUAACCUUUUUUUAGAAUGUAGUAAAAUGUUUGAUAUUUGAAAUAUUUUGUCUAAUUCAAAAUGUUGGAUUAUAUUACGACUGAAAUUAUUUUAGUGCUUUCAAAAGCAUUUUUGUAUUAGAUAUUGUAACAUUAAUUGCUUUAUCUAUUGUUGUGAAUAUAUAAUAUGUAUUAUCUUCCCUUUCAUUUUGUGUCGUACUGCACUGAAAUGGUUGUUUCAUCUUGAUAAUAUUUUCCUGAUAGUUGAAUGAACUGAUGCUUUUGGUAACACAUCGAGCUGUGUUAAAGAUAUGUAUUUUCCUUUCUGUAUCCUUGAAGUGUAGGAUUGUAUUUUUAUUUGUAAUAUUCAUUAUAGAAAGAAAUAUUGACUUAAAAGCUUGCAAAUAUCUCAUAAUUAUAUAAAUGUGUACAGCUGUCUAGUCUCAUAAAUUGUUAGUUAACAACAUUAUGCAGUUUUGGAUUUGGGAGAGGGAGUUUUGACCAAAUAUUACUAAACCUACUAUUUUGUUGUCAUAUUAUUGCAUAUUGAGUGCAUGUAAAUAUUUUGUGAUCCUGUUGUGGUUUACUCUUAUAAGUGGUGUAAAUAGUUAACACAUAUUCUUAUUUUCUAAAAAAGUAUGUUUCAAGCUUUUAGGUGGUAUUUUUCACUUUUAGUGUGUGGCAUAAGACUGAAGCUUGAACAAAGAUACGUGUUUUGUAUUUGACUAGAUAUCACGUGUAUAUAAAAGAAUCCUUCUGCAGUUUUUGUGUGUACAUAAGUUGAAAGUCUAUGAUCUUUUAAGGAGUAGCAUUAACGGUACCUUGUGGCCUUGUUUUCUAAAUACUCAUAUAUCAAUUUAGUGUGAUUGUUUAGUCUAGAACGCAAAUUAAAAAAUGUGUUCCCAUGGAUAUAUUGAAGGGAUGCCAUUGUUAAAUUUAAUUUCCCAAAUGUGCUAUUACAUUAUUCUGCAUAUUUUAUUAGAAUUUUACAUUGGAAGUACUGGAUUGUAAUAUGCAGUGACUAAUAACGUAUCUGUUUAUGGUGUAUAUUUUUAACAUGAAAUAAUGGCUGUAAUAUAUUAUCCGUAUACUCUGUUCUAUUUAGGCACAUUGUGUACUUUCAUGUUUGUGUGUUAGGUAUUUGGUGGAGUGAAGUGUGUAUGUAUGUGUGACUUUAAAUUAUAGAUUUAGGUAUAUCAUUUUAAGUCUUGUGAUUUUUAUGUUAUGAUUUGUGAUAAUAGGAAGCUUCAAGUGGAAAGCUCCCAAAAAUUGGAAUUGAAUUACAGUUGUGCCUCAGUAUCUGUGGUUUUAUGUGACAGGGGGCAUUCAUGUUCAUGAUAGCAAUCUAUAAUAAAAGGGGAAUAUAACUCAAGAUGCAUCUAAUGGUAUCUCUACAAACCUGAAUCGUGAAUGUAAUUAAAAUUGGAGAAUAGAAAUAGUCAUAGUGGAACUUCUCAAACUCUGAUCUUAUGGCUCUGCGUUGUCUUAAAUAUGCUGGUAGAAAAUCUUGACUGUCAGUAUUUGAUUAUUUAAUUUAUCUUUAUUUCUGAAGCCAUACUGUUUCAUGUUUGCUUGAAUUAUUCAAUCUGUCAACAAUAUGUUAGCAUUUACAGUAAAACCUAAGCAGGUGAAAAUUGAUACUAGUGUACACUAGUAUUUGGAAACUGCUAGUGGGCUAUUAGUUGAAGAUUGAUUUUUUAUUUGUACCAUCUUGUGAAACAGUGUUUUAUGCUGUAUGGUACAAGAAGUACAUUUAUUUUUUUGCUUGGUACUUCAUUUUAUAAAUGAGUUCAUAAUGCAAAUUUAGCCAAGCCAAACAAUCUUUUUUUUUUUUUUUUCUUCUUCAUUUUCCAUCCUAUUUUGAUUCUCAGAUGAAUUAUGUUUUCGCUAGAUUUUUUUUUUUCUUCUUUUUUUUUCCAUUUUACUGUUUUAGUUAAACAAAAAUAUUUUAUCUUUAAAAUACAAAAGAAAAACAUGUACUGAAAUGUUCUUAACUGCCUAUCAAGAUUUUUGUUUGAAAUAGUUUUAAGGAGUACUUUUUUUUUAAAUUUUAUUCUUAUUUUAUUUCCAAACCAAAUAAUGUUCCUGGUAGAAUCUUUCUGUUUUGUUUCCAAGUGUUUCAGCUAAAUGAGUUAACUUUACUUUUGAAAUAGAGAUUAAAAAUGACCUAUUAAGGUAUUAAGUGCCUGUUAGCUAAAAUUGCGAUUAAAAUUUUCACUGAAAUAUUAGAACAAAUUAGUAAAGAAAUCUAUUUUCUGCAAGAUCAAUUUAUAUAUAUAAUGUUUAAGCUUUAGCAUAAAUUUUAAAAAAUCUGAAGGGAAGGCACUAGAAUUACAAUCUUUGAAAUCAGGGUAAAGAACAUGUAUGAAAAUGCCUAAUCACUUAAUUGUAUAUAUUUAUUCUGCAUAUAUCUCUUUUCAAGGAUGAAAUAUAUUCAUAUAAAAUAAUUUAAAUAAGUUUUAAAAAUAAAAAUUAGUUCUUUUUGUUCGUUAAAUUUAUUAUGCUACCGUUAAAGUGGCUAAAAAUAAAUAAAUUUAACUUGCAGAAUAUUUUAUUAAAUUUUAUUAAGUGGUUAAAAAUAUCUAUCUUCAAUGCUUAAAACAUGGAACUUAUUGAACACAGGUUAUUGUACAUAAAGUAAUAAUCCUGAAAUUUUCUGAUUAGUACAUUACAGUUGCCAAAUGAAUAAUGUACGACCUAUUGUAUGUUAUUAUAUUUAAUAGUAUAUUGUGUAAUGUAUUAUUAUAUACAGAACAAUUUGAUGGUAUGUUAUUUAUUGUUAAUGUCUUACAUGUAUAAUUUGACAAGUAAAUGUAACUAAUAAUGUAUGUUACAUAAAUGUUCUGUGUAGUAUAGCAUUUGCUACUGUCAGCAGUUUCUUGCUUCUGUAAUAAGUUUUGGAAUGUUAAUACCUGUGUAUAUGGAGGCACUACUGUAUUUUCAAAUAUGUAAUUAUUUACUUCGUAUUUUUUGUAAUUUUCAUGAUUGUGCUGAUGCGUGAAAUUUUUUCUGUGUUUUUUUGGUAUUUUUAUAUUUUCUCUUUUUUAUAUUAUGCAAUAUGAAAAAAAAUUAGGAGGGAGGGGAGUUUAGUUAUUGUUUCACAGCUUUUUUUUUUUAUAUAUAUAAUUGUAUCUGAAGAUGUCUCUGCAAUUGAUGGCAUCAUACUUUUUCCUCAGCAUUUAAUGAAAGGCAUGAUUUUCCCUUUUUUAGUUCGUGAAAGCAAGUGAUAUUUGCUGUUUUAUAACUGAAUAUGUAAAAUAAUCUAAGAGCAUUUUAAAGUUUCUUUUAACAUAAGUUCAACUGGAAUCAAUAAAAAAAAUUGUUUUUCCAUAUUUCAUUUGUAGAAGCUUAUGAAAAGGUGCAGGAUUUUGUUUGUAAUUUGCCAUUCUGUUCGAACUGGUGUUUAAAGUACAGAUUUCAUUAGAAUUACGAUAUGUUCUCAUUUCCUGCCCUUUUUGUGAGUACAUUAUGCAAAUUUCUAUUACUAAAAUAGUUUUAUAUUUGUUAAUUUAUUCAAUGCAUACAUUAAAUUGCAAUAAGUAUGCCUGUACAUGUAUAUAAAAAAUAAUGAGCAAAUAUUUAGUUUGGGGGGAGGGUAAUAUUUUUAUUUUACUCUGAGAAAAUUAAAAUCUCAUUUAGAGGUUCAUUUGAUGAAUUCCAAAUUCAUUUUAUUUUAAAUUCUUUUUUUUGUAUUGUAAAUUAAUUAGUGUUAAAGCUGAUUAAUUUCUCCCUGGUGUAAUCUGAAUUGCUUCUUAACCACAAAACCAGUAUUAGAUUUGGUGAAUUUUAAUAGUAUAUUAACAGAUAUGUUUUUUCUAAAAUUGGUUUUCCCAUUAUAUAUUCAUAUUAUGUAUGUUGCAUAUUUAAGUUACAGCUAAUAUCUUAGCACAUACUAUAUAUUGGUUUUAAUGAUUUUUUUUUUUUUUUUUUUUUUUUUUUUUUUGUAUGAAACUGUGAAACACAUAGACUGAGUUGUAUUUUGUAAUCUCAGAUUUCUGUCAUAAAGGUGAAAAUUUUGAAUUUUUGAAAUAUUCUAAUAUAACCAAUAUUUAUCUUACUCUUAAUCUGUAGUUGAUUAAGUAUAUAUUAUAAAUUGUAUUAAAAUAAGCAAGCAUUUGCUAUUUCUUAAUAAAUGUUAAAUUAAUUGAAAAAAUAUUUUGUAAUUGUUAAUUCUAAUUGGCAUAUCACUGUUUAGUUUCAAAUAAAUUAUCUUUAAAAUCA